Molecule: messenger RNA, 647 nt
Organism: Neltuma alba
Lineage: Eukaryota; Viridiplantae; Streptophyta; Magnoliopsida; Fabales; Fabaceae
Product: two-on-two hemoglobin-3-like
Exons: 4
Coding region: 17-535 (172 amino acids)
Biological process (GO): oxygen transport
Molecular function (GO): oxygen carrier activity; heme binding; oxygen binding
Source: RefSeq, a predicted model, not a curated record
GCCUUUCAUAAUCAACAUGCAGACUCUGCAACACAAGGCCUCUGAAUGGAGCGGUGUUCGAACAUCCGAUGCUUUUGCCAUUGAUGGUUCCAAUCUCUUUGACAAGCUCGGCCUUCAACCUUUUGUUAACCUCUCUACUAAUUUCUACAACAGGGUAUAUGAUGACGAGGAAGAAUGGUUUCGUUCAAUAUUUGCCAAUUCCAAGAAAGAAGACGCCAUUCAAAACCAGUACGAGUUUCUUGCCCAGAGAAUGGGAGGUCCUCCUCUUUACUCGCAGAGAAGAGGGCAUCCUGCUCUGAUUGCUCGACAUCGACCAUUUCCUGUGACGCAUGAAGCUGCAGAGAGGUGGUUACAUCACAUGCAGCAAGCAAUGGCCAGUACUAUAGAGAUCGAUGAAGAAUCCAAGAUCAAGAUGAUGAACUUUCUCAGGCACACUGCAUAUUUCCUGGUGGCUGGAGAUGAGCUGAAGAAUCAAAACCAAGAGAGGCCUUGUAGCCAUGGAGCUACAGUGCAGCACCCGUGUAAAAAUUUUUAGCAUGCUCCAUACUAGCAUAUGCAUAUAUAUAGUUUGCUGAAUGUUUUGUCUUGUCAAGAACUCAUCACGGAUAUCAUCUUUUGUUGUUUAUAUAUUGAUCAUCUGAUAUUAU